Molecule: messenger RNA, 6265 nt
Organism: Stegostoma tigrinum
Lineage: Eukaryota; Metazoa; Chordata; Chondrichthyes; Orectolobiformes; Stegostomatidae
Product: ADP-ribosylation factor 6-like
Exons: 1
Coding region: 508-1035 (175 amino acids)
Biological process (GO): intracellular protein transport; vesicle-mediated transport
Cellular component (GO): cytoplasm
Molecular function (GO): GTP binding; GTPase activity
Source: RefSeq, a predicted model, not a curated record
GUGUGUGAGUGUGCGCGCAUGCUCGGUCGCUUGCUGUAAUCUACAUCCGCGCCCUUUCCUCUCCGGCACUCGGAGUUCAGCUCUAUCCACAUCUAAUCAUACACGCGGAGGAAAAGAUCAAUUAAUUCGCAAGUGGGGAGGAGAGGAGCAGAGUUAGAGGAUGAAAUGCACUCAAUAUGAAGCGAGGGGACAGCAUCAGUGCGGAAGCGGACGGGUGAAUUUGUGAAUCGAGACGCUGGUUACAAAUUGGAUACUUUGUAUCAAAGGGCCUGAAUCGGAUCACAACGUUCCAUUGAAACUGAGCGCUCCAUUCAUCGGCCCAGCCGCUGCUCUCGGCUCUCUCUCUCUCGCUUCGUUUCACCUCGGAAAUUUGUGUGCUACCUCAGCGCGCGCACAAACACACACCCUUUCCCCCCCCCCCCCCCCCGUCCCCUUCCCCCUUUUCUUUCCUCCUUUCUUUUCCUCCCUGCCCUCAUCCCUUCCCUUCCCCACCCCACCGCACCGAAGAUGGGCGGCGCGUUCGCCAAGAUAUUCGGCAGCAAGGAGAUGAGGAUACUGAUGCUGGGCUUGGACGCCGCCGGCAAGACCACCAUCCUGUACAAGCUGAAGCUGGGCCAAUCGGUCACCACCAUCCCGACGGUGGGCUUCAACGUGGAGACGGUCACCUACAAGAACGUGAAGUUCAACGUGUGGGACGUGGGCGGCCAGGAUAAGAUCAGGCCGCUGUGGCGGCACUACUACACGGGCACGCAGGGGUUAAUCUUCGUGGUAGAUUGCGCCGACCGAGACCGCAUCGACGAGGCUAAGCAGGAGCUGCACCGGAUCAUCAACGACCGCGAGAUGCGGGAUGCCAUCAUCCUGAUCUUCGCCAACAAGCAGGACCUGCCCGAUGCCAUGAAGCCACACGAAAUUCAGGAGAAGCUAGGGUUGACCAGGAUCAGAGACAGAAACUGGUAUGUGCAGCCGUCCUGCGCCACCUCAGGAGAUGGACUCCAUGAGGGACUCACCUGGCUAAAUUCAAAUUACAAAUCCUAAUUUACAAGGAAGACGGCGACGCCCUGGGUUUUGUUCCGAACUGAUUCGGUUGGAUUAAACCCUAUAGAGAAAUGCUAACUUGUACAAGACCAAAAGUUUAAUGAAAAUGAUUUUUUCUUUUUUUGAUGCUUUGGGAAGGGAGGGGGAAAUAGAAAUUUCACAGCCGGCUAAUUCUGACGUUUUCAGUGCCGGGCACAAUCCAGCGAGGGCCUAUACUAUAACGGAAAGCAUAAAGAGAUUUUUAAAAGGGGGAGAAUGUCACGUCUAUUUACAGGCUAUGCAAUGGUGGGAAAGAUUCUGCCCACUCGGUUCCUUUGGAACGCUGCUGUUCGGUGACAGAUCCCUCGUAAAAGAAUUACAAUCGGCUGUUUCUUUUCGUUUAGGGAGAGGGAUGUUAGUGGUGGUCUCAAGAGUCCUUAUGCGACACAUUGUGCUAUGCAAGACAGAUGUUUAAACGGUUUCAAUUGAAGGAGCUUCCUGAUCCCUAAAGCUCCCCCCUCCAAACUCCCUUUGAUUAGCCAUAAUGUCCAUAAGGAAAGCCAAUCACUUCUGGUCUAGGUCAUUGUUGCCUCUUCAAAUUAAGAUUCUUGACUGGGUAUUGACAGCAGUGUGGCUUGGGGUAUCUGGGUGGUGGUUUGAACUUAUUUUUGUAUCAGAUUUAUAUAAAAGGAGUAUGUCAUGUGAAAGGAGCCCGUCAAGGUUUUCCUGUUUCCCAUGAGCACACCCCCUUCUCCAAACUAAAUUGGGAUCUCUUUGGGAUUUUCCCCUCCCCCUUUGGCCUCCAGUGUAGCAAAACUGGCUGACAUCCAGCAAGCCCGUUUAACUGUAAAAUGCACUGGAACAUGUUCUUUUUCUUUCCUUGUCUGCCAAAUAUUUAUUAUGUUGGACAAAUGUCCUUUCUGAUGAGGUACAACAUGAGUGGGAGUCUUUGGGAGGGCACUGGAGUGACAGCUAAAAUAAGACUGCUUCUUGCUUACGCUGAUGAAUCAUAGGCAUUACAACAUAGCAAACCAUUGAGUCCAUGCCCAUUCACAUUCUGGAAAUUUAAUAACCUCGUGCUCCUCUUCCCAAAGAACAGUGUUGUGACUUCUCACCCCCACCCAACCCCAAAAUAAUUGCAAAACAAACUUUUUUUUUCCAUGUGGUUAAUUUUGGGAGUGAGGCAUAGGACACACUCAACCUUGUGCUUUUCAGUAUUCUGUUUGAGCUCAACCAGUUGGUAGCUCUAAUCCUUUUACACAGGCUUCAUAUCCCUAGGUAGCCUUGCCUCAAAAAUCUAUUGUCUUUUUUUUCCACUUUGAAAUUGUCAGUUGUCCCUGUAUGAUCAGCUGUUGGGGAGAGUUCCAGAUUUUCAUCCUCUGUAAGAAAUACUUCCUGGUUUUUUUUCCCCUUCUUCUCUCCUGCAUCGCCUAUUUCUAAUUUUAAGGUCCUAUUCUCUUCUGGAAGUACCCGCUUAUCUACUCCAGUGAAUUUCUUUUAACAUCUUAAAGACCUCGGUUUUAUUGCCCCAUAACCAUUGAAUGCAAGCCAAGGUUAUGCAAAACAUUCUGAAUUGAGCCCUUUUAAGACCUGGACUCUGAUUCUGUUGACUGGUACAGCCCAAGCAUAUUGCUCCAUAUGACUUUAUCCUGCCUGCUCAGAUGGAAUGAGUGCCCGUCUAUGCAUUUUGAGAGAGAAUAGAAUUGGGCUCAGCUAUAAUGCACCCCCUUAAUAAAUGCUGAUGAUAAUUGUCUAGGCAUUUUGAAGGGAAGCCGUUUAGCUCAACGUGCACCCUUUGGUACAGGAGGGGGUAAACCUGCUUACAAGGUGGGAUUCUCUAAUGGUGGUUGGGUGCAAAUAAUGGAGAUUGGGUUUUGGGAUGUGGUUGCAGGCAGCUUUCAGAAUGAUUUGAGUUUUACUUGCAUUUCUAAGAGGAAGUUUUUUACAUUAGUUCUGCAUUCGAGGGGAUGGUUUCAGGUAACUUCUUGUCAUAUUACAGUAGAAUUUUAAGGUAGGGUCAAACCGACCAAUGCUUAAGCAAAGCAAAAUCGACAUAAAGGUACUCGCUCGGGGCUGCCCAUACACACGUUGGUCUGGGUGUCCCUUUUUUCUCUGAACCUUGUUUCACACAUACCCGGGGCCUGGACCAGAAGCUCCCAGCAUCAGUUGCAAGCAUCUGCUAUAGAACUUGGUUCCAGCUCAGGGUUUUGGAACUGCUGCCAUUGAUCCCUUUGGGGUGAUGGGCUGAAUGAUUGGAGCUGGAACUGAGCUCAUAAAUGUGAGGGCUGUUGAGUGAAAAAUAGCAAGAACUUUCUCCAGAAGAGACACCAGCCUGUGGCUCCCAGCAGUUUUCAGUACUACUGUUGGAGGUGGCGGGGUGCGAAUAAUGGGAAAGUGAAGAAAAUGAUGCUUACAGGCUUUUUGUCCCAGGGUUUCUGUAGACACUUUGCAUAUGAUUUUAUUUGAUACCCUCUGCUUGAGUGUCUUAGAACAUAUGGUGGUGCAGAGCUGACACCAUCUCCCUCUCUUCUGGUUUUGUUUUAAAUUAUUACUGAAAUGCUGCACUUACAGUCCCUCGUGGCCUGCUCUUGAACGGUCCUCUCUUUCCUUCACCAGAGCGCUUCAAUUUAGCCUACUUGGAAGGGGAAGAAUGGUAUUCGUGCAGUACCAGCAGAUACCAGUAGUUGUCACUAGUGAGCACUUUCAAUCCAUUGCUUCCGGCAUCUAGUGGAAGAUACAUGGUGAUGCUAUCAACAUUUCUGUAGGUGCAUAGGAAAGAGACUUUUGCAUUGAAAUAAUUGACUUUUUUUAAAAAUCCUGUAUUCUGAAGCCACCUCAUGUCGUACAAUGCUUUACUGGUGACGGGUGGGUGGUAAUGGUUUGGUAGCAUAGAACUACGUUUCAUGGGUUUCCUGUGGACCUCAACUCCCAGGAUGAUGGGACAGUCAUUAGAGAAGAUUAAUUCGGCCUACACCAUCCCUGAAUCAGAGACACAUCCUCGGUCCAUUACCUGACCUUGUGAUUUUUUUGAAAAUGGAGGUGGAAGGUGAGAGUGGGCAAGGCCAGGGAGUUCAUAGCUUUUGUUUUAAUUUAAGAGUGUCUAUAUCUGCUUUCAAUGUCGCAAAAUGGACCCUCAUCAGUAUAGUUUCAAGUGCAAGUUGUGUGCCAAAAUAGAAGACUUGAUGUGUUGAGGUACCCAGCUUCAAUUUGCAAUUUAUUGAAGGUUACGGAUUGAUGCUGUCCACAGGCAACAAAGUAUAAUGUAUGUCCCCCUCCUAGCUCUGUCUGUCUGCUUCAUAAAGCACUGAAUGACCUGUUACCUUUUAAAGGAUGCUGGGUGUGACCCUGCUAGGCACUUUGCACAGCAGCCUUGCAGAGUUGGCGCUCAGUUCCACAAUCUGCACUGAACUGUCACAAAUGGCAAGUUUUGUUUUUUUUUCCUCAAAAGCCCAGUCCCACGUGGCUACGUGCUUAACUACAUCAAAAUCUGAAAUCGGGGACUGGGUCAAACAUCAGGGACCUGGCUUCAAAACCAGUGAAAUAAAGCUGGGGAGGUUCACCUCAACUUAUUGGUGAGCACAGGCCUAUAACACGAGGCUGUUCAAUCGAGCACAGAAUUGUCAGUCUUGCUGCAUAGUGUUUGUGUGUGAGGUGACCCUAUCAAUGGUGCAGUAAUGCCUACUUUUUGGAGACUGGGGUACAGCAUUAGGGAAGAUGGAACAUAACCUUAACCUAAGUCAUUGCUGACCUGGGCGAUUCAUCUGACCUGAGCUGCUCCUGUCCCAGGAAUGUUUGGGACAAUGUGAAAAACAGCUAUGCUCGAUUUGUACGUAUCCUGGGAGUGUAGAGGGAACUUUACUUUGCACAUAACUUUUACUGUACCUGCCUCAGAAGUUAUGGAUGCUGAUACUGGUAUAUAAUUCUGCAGCACCGUGAUGGAACAUUAAACGCUAAAGAAAAUUGGAGGUUUUGGGACAAAAUGCUGUAAAUUUAGCCUCAAUAAAGACUUGCACCAGUUAUUUCUGCAGGAGUCCUCUCGAUCACUUGGUGCAGCUGGGUUUUUUUUUGUUAUGGGGAGGUGAGAACUCUGGAGUCUAGUGGGGUGGGAGGGUGUGGAGGAACCCACCUGAAUUGUUUUUGUUGUGUUCCUGCCAAACCUAUGACAAUUUGGGUGGUACCGUGGAGUUGUCCCCCUCUAGUGUUCAGUCACCCAGCCCGGUGACAUGAUAUUUAAUUGCUCUCCAAAUGACCCUAAAAGUAAAUGUGCUGAAGGGUCGGAUGGCCAACUCCAGCUACAUUACUCUGUGAUUUUAUCUGGAAUGAGCUGAGCGGGCAUCAUGGUCAGUGUGGGCCAGUUUGGCCUGAACAGCCUGUUUAGAUGCUGUUUUACUCUGUGCUCCUGGGAGUGUUAUCCAUACUCCCUUAUCUGUUCUGCCGUUGCCUGCUUUCCCGUUAUGCCCAUGUCCUUUUUUUUUUGCUGUAUGAUGCCAUCUGAGGCCAACGGGAAAGCCAACAUCUGAAUAGGUAACUCUUGAUCAUUGGUCAGUGGCUUUUUCUCUUUUGCAUCUCAGCACUGUUUAUAACGUAAUAUGCAAAAGAGAUGAAAUAAUGUUUGUUUAAUAUUUCAACAAUCUUUCCCUGAGUUGCUCACAGAGGUGUCCUGGAGAUUGCAAAUUCAGGAGACUGAAGGACAUUCCUGGAGGAUUGGCACCCCCAAAUAUGUGCCCCUUCCUUUGGGGAAGGUGACUGAAGCUUAUGGCUCCGAGUGCAAGCUGCUCCACUAUACCUCGAGAGCUGAAAGAGUCUGGUACAGUGCAGGUACUGGGAAUCCCCCUCCCUUGGUGCUGCUAUCAUUUUUGGUCUACUGAUGGAAAAAAAUAUGUAUUCUAAAUGUUCAUGGUGAAUCUUCAAUUUGGGGAUGUGAUUUUUACGAAAAGGGUACAAUGUAAAGAUGGAUGCAUGAUAAUGGUUGUUUCCAAAGGGGAAAACUGGUGUCAGUGUUGUUGCUUCCCUCCAGACACUGGGGGAGAGCUGGCCAGGCGUUAUCUUAAAAAAUAGCACAAAUAGAGCUGCUGAUACCUGCUACAAGAAGUCCAUAGCAAGAGAGUUGAUCGGAGUUGUUAGAGCAGAAGGAAGCAAAGGGAAAAAGAAAUUGAAUGCUUUGGAGAAACUAUCAUUGCGGACUCUUAUCAAAAUUUUGACUUUUCCUGAAGGAUAAUGUUGUCUGAAUAAACUAAAAUCCUGAAGCUUG